AGCGUUUGGCCACAAACUACAUAUAUUGGAAGGAUUGGCCUUGAUGUCGUUAUCGUCCAGCUCAACGCGAAGGAGCGAGGCCUCUCAUCGUCCAUCUCUUUGAUCUUCAAGUUGUAUGAAAGCGUCCGUAGUAGGCCUUUUUCGGAACUUACGCGAAAGCCCCGCAAGAAACAAAACGUGACCCCGCGUGACCAGCACACACCCCCGAACACUGAUCAACAGACAUCAGGAGUAGUAGAAGCAAGUCUGUUUAUGAGCAAUCUUGAUGCAAUCAGGGAUCUAGCUACUUUUGGAAUAAUUAAAUGCGUACAGGAGAUACUUUUAGCGCACUCCCUUGACCACUCCUUUCUCAUUGGACUUCUGUUUAACCUGACCCCCACACAAAUGUGACUAAGUUCUGUGCGCCUUAUGUGCCAUAUUCACUGAUCGCCAGCCAGCCCUCACCCUUUGUGACGGCCCAUAUUUACGCGCACAGCGCUGUAGCUGCAGCUAAUCUGCAUACGGUUGAAAAGAAUUAGAAAGACACUAGAAAGCUUUGGUCGGUCGAGCAUGCUUCUAUGCUUUAGAUUAUCGUGUUUAUCUUAUCUAGCGAUUGUGCUUUAAAUGCGUGGAAAGCUAAAGCCGACGCGCAGCCCUAGAUCAUUCGAUCUGUGCUAACGUGAAGUGCAUAGUGAAGGUCAGUUUUCUGCAAACAAAUGAGUAGAAGCAGAAAGAAUAUUGUUCUUCAGAGACUUCAGACUGUAUGUGAGCCCGAGGGCGUUUGAAUUUUUGAAAUAACAGUUACGUUAUAAGUCAGAUACACGGACGAAUGCUUUGAGUAAUGCUACGUUGUGAAAAUGGUUAGGGGUUAACACCAAGAGGAAAUAUCGGCUUUUAACAUGGUCGGGUAAAUUGGUGCUCUAAACAACCACAUUACACCUUGACAUUUGUAUACAAAAACGACAAAUUUCUUGUAGAAGACCUUGGACAGACUGAGCUUACUUCUGCCUGAAGUAGGUUCUUUAUAUGGUUAAUUCUUUAUGAAAUACGGAGAUGUUUAUUACGAGUAGGUGUACCAUCCUUUUGGGACAAACAAUGUAUGAAUGGCCUAUUAAAAUCUAGUUAACAAGCUAAUAGACUUUCUUGUCCUAAAAAGCUCGCCUGGUAAUAAAAGCAAGCGUAGCAUAUAUGUUCAUAUGAUGAAGCUCUACACGAUUUUCGAGAGUAUGAUCGAUGAGGGAGAGAUACAAAUUAGUGGUUCUCUCAGACUUGUGUAAAGGAAUAGUUAAACUCCUGGCCGAUCAGUUGUCGGUUGCAUUCUUUAUCACCACUUAGCAGCGCUCGCUGAACGAUCCAUAGAAUAUGGAGUACUGGCUGAAGGUCUCGCUGCUGCUCUGCACUUUCGGCUUCCUUCGCGAGAUGCGGCCAUCGGAGCCGUAUGUGACCGAAUAUCUGGCCGGAGACUAUGGUAAUCUGACCACCGAGCAGGUAUACCAGAAAGUCUAUCCCUUUGGCACGUACUCGGUGCUAGCGCAAUUGGUGAUUGUGUUCCUCAUCACGGAUCUGGUGCGGUAUAAGCCGGUGAUCGUUUUGUCCGCCGUUGCUGGGAUCGUGCUGUUCGCCAUGCAGAUAUGGUGCGAUACACUGGGAAUGCUGCAGGUUGCCCAGCUCUUCUAUGGCUUCUUCACGGCCGCCGAGGUGGCCUACUACACGUACAUCUAUGCCAAAGUGGACAAGGAGCGCUAUCAGAUCGUCACCGGACACACGCGUGCGGCGAUCUUGAGCGGAAAGUUUCUGGGCGGAGUGGUGGCGCAGGUUCUGGUGUCUACCGACAGCAUGGAUUACGGGGAGCUGUACUACAUAUCGCUGACCACACAGAUCAUAUCGCUGGGUGUGUCUCUGAUCUUGCCCAGCGUGCCACGUAGUCUGUAUUUCUAUGCGAAUGAUGCCAGUCGGAGUGCGACGAUUGGUGGCGACGAGAAUGAGCCAAAAUUCUCAAUGAAAAUGGCUUGUCGCCUGUUGUGGUAUCACCUGGUGUCCUCCUACUCUAACCCCAUUGUCCUGCAAUGGAGUGUGUGGUGGGCCCUGGCCAUCUGUGGUCAGAUUCAGGUGAUAUCGUACAUUCAAUUCUUGUGGAAGGAGGUGGCGCCCAAAAAUCUGAGCGUCUACAAUGGCGGUGUGGAGGCAGUGGCCACUCUCUUGGGCGCCGUAGGAGCCAUUGCGGCGGGUAUGCUCAACUCGAACAAGCGACGUAGCUUCUACAUGCUGUGCAAUUCCAUUUGCGCUGCCGUUCUGGGCGGUCUCCUGCUCUUUGCCUCACAAACCACUUUCCUCUGGGUGGCAUACGUCAAUUAUAUGCUUUUCUGCGCCAUCUUCUUCUUCAUUAUCACUGUGGCAGGAGCCAUUGUGGCCGAGAAUCUGGUGGAGGACAGCUUUGGCCUUGUCUUCGGCAUCAACACUUUGGUGGGUCUCUUGUCGCAAACGAUCCUUAUCAUUAUCGUGGUGGAACCUGAUCCGGGCUUUGGCUUGGGCCUGCGAGAUCAGUAUCUAGUCAACGGAGGCUAUUUCCUCUGCUUGGGGGGAAUCUUUGGACUCUGGAUUCUCAUUGCAAAAAUACGUGCGCUUUGCAAUAAAGUGGAGUAAACGGAAGUCCAUCAAUAAUAGUUCUUGGAUAGACUUAUUCCAAAAAGUAUGAUAUAGUGGUAUUAGGGUUAUAAAUGUAGUACUUUUACUAGUUUUGGAAUAUAUUUUCAAAA
Molecule: messenger RNA, 2735 nt
Organism: Drosophila persimilis
Lineage: Eukaryota; Metazoa; Arthropoda; Insecta; Diptera; Drosophilidae
Product: thiamine transporter 1
Exons: 3
Coding region: 1342-2622 (426 amino acids)
Biological process (GO): vitamin transport; transmembrane transport
Cellular component (GO): plasma membrane
Molecular function (GO): vitamin transmembrane transporter activity
Source: RefSeq, a predicted model, not a curated record